UAGGACGUCGCACUCGCUCUCCUUAACACGCGAGGAGCCGCAGGAGCCGCAGAACCUGCGGGAGGACGUUCAAACGUGUACCAGAAACUGGAAGCCAUUUGAAAUCUUUGCAAGCCAAUUUUUUUCUCAUGGGCAAAAGAAAAAAUAGCAGAAUAAGUUGCAGGAAUCCAUCCUGGGGCACCAGAAAUGGUCCCAUGAAGGAAAAGGCAUCUGGAGACCCACCAGAGUCCUUGGACCCAUCUGGAGUUGCUCUGCAGGACAGAGAAAGGAUGGAGACACAACCUUUUGCCAAGGAGGGAAGCGGAAAAGGCCCUUCAGCUGCUCAGCCUGGGAAGGGAGGGGAGCUCUGGACACGGACUGGGCAGAAGAUCCAUGAGGAGGAAACCAUCCUCCCUUCAGAAGUUCAGCCCUGGAACUUCAUCCAAUACCAGGAGGCUGAAGGUCCCCGAGGACUUUGCAGCCGACUCCAUGACAUUUGCAGGCGAUGGCUGAGACCAGAAAAGCACACCAAAGCCCAGAUGCUGGACCUGGUGGUUCUGGAGCAGCUCCUGACUCUCCUGCCCCCAGAGAUGGAGGGCUGGGUGCGGGAAUGUGGAGCAGAGAGCAGCUCCCAGGCGGUGGCCCUUGCAGAAGGCUUCCUCCUGAGCCAGGCAGAGGAGCAGAAGGAGCAGGUCCAGUUGCAGGGCUGCACUGUGGAGAUCAGAGAUCCUGAGGGAAAGAAGAACCCAUCAAAUCCUCCCCAGGAGCUAUUUUUCAGGAGGAUCCCUUGGGAAGAUCAAAGUCAGGACAGCUCAGGAGAGAAACAAAGAAUGAAAUUUUCUGGUUUUUAUGACGGAGAUCAAACAGCGGUUGAACCUCCAAAUCAAGAGACUCUUGUGUCCUUCGAGGAGGUGGCUGUUCCUUUUUCUGAGGAGGAAUGGUCUCAGCUGGAUCCUGACCAGAAAGCGCUGUAUUCGGAAGUCAUGCUUGAAAAUCAUAGGAACGUGGUCUCUCUGGGUAAUAAUGAGCAGGAGAAUCAAGAUUCCUGUGAACUGUUCCAGGUGAUCAAUGCUAAAGAUGGAAUGGAGAAGUUUGGAAUUCGAAUGGAAUUUGAAAGCCAUGAGAGAAACCAGUCAAAGAAUUGGAAUCAGGAAAGCUCAUCUUCCACCGAUGCUCCGAUGCAAGACUUUCUUGCCCAACAAGAGAAAAUAAGGAAAAAAUAUACUGGGAAAUGUGUGAAGCCAAUCAAAGCUAAAGUACAAGUAAAUGAACACUAUUUAACCCAAAACAAAGGAGAAGAUGCUAUAAGAAGACACAACAGAAAAAAUUACAACGGGACAUUUAUUCUUUCUCUUGGAAGUAACUUCCUUACAUCUCAAAAAGCGAUUCAUACAAAACAGAAUCCCAAUGAAUCUUUGGAAUCUGGAAAACAUUUUAGAACAAGCAGGCAGCUUACUUCCCAUGAAAGGAUUCAUACUGGGGAGAAAUGGUGUCCAGAAGCACCUGUAGCCCAGGCAGCCCAGUCCCUCCAAGCAGCAGGAGAUAAACCAUAUAAACGCCUGAAGUGUGGGAAAACCUUUACUCAUAGCUCUGAACUUACUAUCCACAAAAAGAUCCACAGAGGGGGAAAGAUGUAUAAAUGCAUGGAGUGUGGAAAGACUUUUGCUCAAAAAGCUAGUCUUAUUUGUCAUAAUAUGAUCCACACGGGGGAGAAGCCGUAUAAAUGUAUGGAGUGUGGAAAGGCCUUUUCUCAAAAAGGUAAUCUUAGUUCCCAUGAGAUGAUCCACUCAGGAGAAAAGCCAUUUACAUGCAUGGAGUGUGGAAAGACCUUUGCUCAAAGAGGUAAUCUUAUUUCCCAUAAUAUGAUCCACACAGGAGAGAAGCCAUAUAAUUGCAUGGAGUGUGGAAAGUCCUUUGCUCUAAGGAGUAGACUUGCUGUCCACAAAAUGAUCCACACAGGAGAGAAGCCAUUUAAAUGCAUGGUGUGUGGAAAGGCGUUUGCUCAAAGAGGUCAUCUUAAUUCCCAUAAGAUGAUCCACACAGGGGAGAAGCCAUAUAAUUGCAUGGAGUGUGGAAAGACCUUUGCUCUGAGAAGUAGACUUGCUGUCCACAAAAAGAUCCACACAAGGGAUAAGCCAUAUAAAUGCCAGCAGUGUGGAAAGACCUUUGCAAAAAAAGGUAAUCUUGCUUCCCAUAAAAAGAUCCACACAGGGGAGAAACCAUUUAAAUGUACUGAAUGUGGAAAGGCCUUUGCUCAUAGAUGUAAUCUUAUUUCCCAUAAAAGAAGCCAUAAAUAUGAGAAGCCAUACAAAUGCAUGGAGUGUGGAAAGACCUUGGCUGAAAAACGUACUCUUAUUUUCCAUAAGAUGAUCCACACAGGGGAAAAGCUGUAUAAAUGCAUGGAAUGUGGAAAGACAUUUACUCAUAGAAAUGGACUUAGAAGCCACAAAAUGAUCCAUUCAGGAGAGAAGCGAUAUAAAUGCAGAGAGUGUGGAAAGACAUUUACUCAUGGCAGUGGCCUUAAUAGCCACAAAAAGCUCCACACAGGAGAGAAACCAUUUAAAUGCAUGGAAUGUGGAAAGACCUUUGCUCAUAGAGGUACUCUUAUUUCGCAUAAGACAAUCCACACAGGAGAAAAGCCAUAUAAAUGCAUGGAGUGUGGAAAGGCUUUUACUCAUAGCAGUAACCUUAGAAGCCACAAAAAUGUCCACACAGGAGAGAAACCAUUUAAAUGCAUGGAAUGUGGAAAGACGUUUGCUUAUAGUAGUGGGCUUAGAAGCCACAAAAAUGGCCACAGAGGAGAGAAACCAUUUAAAUGCAUGGAAUGUGGAAAGACCUUUGCUCAAAAAAGUCAUUUUACUUCCCAUAAGAUGAUCCACACAGGAGAGAAGCCGUAUAAAUGCAUGGAGUGUGGAAAGACCUUUACUCAUGAACCUAAUCUUAUAAGACACAAAAAGAUCCACACAGGAGAGAAGCCAUUUGAAUGCACAGAAUGUGGAAAGACCUUUGCUCAAAGAGAUCAUCUUAUAACCCAUAAAAGAAGCCACACAGGGGAGAGGCCAUAUAAAUGUAUGGAGUGUGGAAAGACGUUUAGUCACAAUAGUACACUUACUUCCCAUAAGAUGAUCCACACAGGGGAGAAGCCGUAUAAAUGUAUGGAGUGUGGAAAGACCUUUGCUCUGAGCAGUAGACUUACUAUCCAUAAAAAGCUCCAUACAGGAGAGAAAUCAUAUAAAUGCUUGGAGUGUGGAAAGACCUUUGCUCAUAGAGGUACUCUAAUUUCCCAUAAAAGAAUCCACACAGGGGAGAAGCCAUAUAAAUGCAUGGAGUGUGGAAAGACCUUUGCUCAUAGAGGUACCUUUAUUUCCCAUAAGAUGAUCCACACAGGGGAAAAACCAUUUAAAUGCACGGAAUGUGGAAAGACCUUUGUUAACAAAAGGAAUUUUACUUCCCAUAAGAUGAUCCACACAGGGGAGAGGCCAUAUAAAUGCAUGGAGUGUGGAAAAGCCUUUACUCGGAGCAAUGGCCUUAGAAGUCAUAAAAAGAUCCACUCAGGAGAGAAGCGAUUUGAAUGCAUAGAGUGUGGAAAGACAUUUACUCAUGGCAGUAGCCUUAAUAGCCACAAAAUGCUCCACACAGGAGAGAAAUCAUUUAAAUGCAUGGAGUGUGGAAAGAUGUUUACUCAGAGCAAUGGCCUUAGAAGACACAAAAAAAUCCACUCAGGAGAGAAGCCAUUUAAGUGCACAGAAUGUGGAAAGACCUUUUCUGAAAAAAGGAAUUUUACUUCCCAUAAGAUGAUCCACACAGGGGAGAAGCCAUAUAAAUGCAUGGAGUGUGGAAAAACCUUUACUCGGAACAAUGGCCUUAGAAGUCACAAAAAAAGGAUCCACUCAGGAGAGAAACCAUUUAAAUGCUUGGAAUGUGGAAAGACCUUUGAUCUGAGUAGUAGUCUUGAAAGACACAAGAAGAUCCACUCAGGAGAGAAGCCAUUAAAAUGCACGGAAUGUGGAAAGAGCUUUGCUCUGAGUAGUAGUCUUGAAAGACACAAGAAGAUCCACUCAGGAGAGAAGCCGUUUAAAUGCACGGAAUGUGGAAAAACCUUUGAUAAAAAAAGUCAUUUUACCUCCCAUAAGAUGAUACACACGGGGGAGAAGCCGUAUAAAUGCAUGGAGUGUGGAAAGACCUUUGCUCAAAAAUGUAAUCUUAUUUCUCAUAACUUCAUCCACUCAGGAGAGAAGUCAUUUAAAUGCACAGAAUGUGGAAAGGCUUUUACUCAGAGCAAUAGCCUUAGAAUCCACAAAAACCUCCACACAGGAGAGAAACCAUUUAAAUGCAUGGAAUGUGGAAAGACCUUUUCUUAUAGAGAUACUUUUAUUUCCCAUAAGUUGAUCCAUUCAGGCGAGAAACCAUUUAAAUGCAUGGAGUGUGGGAAGACCUUUACUCAGAGCAGUGGACUUAGAAAACACAAAAUGAUCCACUCAGGAGAGAAGCCAUUCAAAUGCACGGAAUGUGGAAAGACCUUUGCUCAUAGAGGUUCUCUUAUUUCCCAUAACAUGAUCCACACAGGGGAGAAGCCAUAUAAAUGCAUGGAGUGUGGAAAGACAUUUACUCGUGGUAGUGGCCUUAGAAGCCACAAAAAUGUCCACACAGGAGAGAAGCCAUUUAAAUGCACAGAAUGUGGAAAGACCUUUCCUCAAAAAGAUAAUUUUAUUUCCCAUAAGAUGAUUCAACAUCCCAUAAAAUGAUAGAGCAAAAUCAAUUUCGUUGUAAUAAUUUUGUACAAUGGCAAUAAAGGCUAUACUACUACUACUAUGAUCCAUUCAGGAGAGAAGCCAUAUAAAUGCAUGGAAUGUUGAAAGAGUUUUGCUCAGAAUGGUCAUCUUCCUUCUCUUAAAAGGAUCCACGCUUGGGUGAAACUACAUAGCAAUAGCAAUUCCACUCAGACUUAUAUACCACUCCACAAUGCUUUACCACACUCUCUGUGCAGUUUAUAAAGCCAUCAUAUAAUCCUCAGCAAUCUGGGUCCUCAUGUUAGCGACCUCAGAAAGAUGAAAGCCUGAAGCAGAGGUGGUCUGGAUCGAACUCCUGGCUGUGGGCAAUUAGUCUAUGGUACUGCAUUCUAACCACUGACCCACCAUGUUUCUAUAGAUUUGUAUGUGUAUGCAUAUUGUGUCUUUCUGAUCCAAAUGAGACAAGGUUGAAUCCAACAAAGUGAAAGUUUAUGUGGAGAAAAGUAAGAUUUUGCAUUUGGGCGGGAAAAAC
Thamnophis elegans (Western terrestrial garter snake) is the source of this 5241-nucleotide messenger RNA. Its product is annotated as zinc finger protein 729-like. Lineage: Eukaryota; Metazoa; Chordata; Lepidosauria; Squamata; Natricidae. Gene Ontology annotation, molecular function: DNA-binding transcription factor activity, RNA polymerase II-specific; RNA polymerase II cis-regulatory region sequence-specific DNA binding. The record is from RefSeq and is a predicted model, not a curated record. Gene Ontology annotation, cellular component: nucleus. The transcript is spliced from 7 exons. Gene Ontology annotation, biological process: regulation of transcription by RNA polymerase II. Bases 129 to 4724 code for a protein of 1531 amino acids.